Molecule: messenger RNA, 1802 nt
Organism: Dreissena polymorpha
Lineage: Eukaryota; Metazoa; Mollusca; Bivalvia; Myida; Dreissenidae
Product: interferon-inducible GTPase 1-like
Exons: 6
Coding region: 1-1635 (544 amino acids)
Cellular component (GO): membrane
Molecular function (GO): GTP binding; protein binding
Source: RefSeq, a predicted model, not a curated record
AUGGGCAGGAGGCUCCCGUCAAACUCCCAUUUUAUUGAAAAUGGGGGAUUGACGGGUUCAUCCGUCAAACCUCCCACAGGGGACCUGUCAAACCUCCCAUGGGAGUUUAAUGGAAAUGGGAGUAAAGGAGCUACUGGUGGAUUUUCCGAAGAAACAAUAGAUACCAGUUUAAGGCGUUUAGUUAUUGAAGAUUACGAUGAUGAUACAAAUACAAAGAAGAAGCGAGCAAAGGUUGUGUUUUCAUAUGAGCCAGAACAGGAAGAUGAGCUGAAGCUUGAUAUUGGGGACAUGGUAGAGGUUUUCAAACAGGAGGAGGAAGGUUGGUGGGAGGGGAUAGUGAACGGCAAGCAGGGCAUGUUCCCAUCCAACUUUGUGGAGAUCAUUGAGGAAGGGGAUUCAACAGAACCAGCCGAUAUCUACGAUAUUGGAAGUGAUGAAAACGACGAAAACGACUUGAUAACCCAACAAGAAUAUCAAAAUGUGCUUGACAAAUGCGGGUACACAGAUCUUAUUAGAAGGUUGGAGGAAGAAACACAUGUAUGGAAAAAUUUAAAAAUCAAUAUAGCCAUCACUGGUGAAUCAGGAAGUGGAAAAUCCAGUCUGAUAAACGCAUUGAGGGGGCUAAAAGACGAUGACGAAGGUGCUGCGGAGACUGGCUGCGUUGAAACGACAACCAAACCAACAGCUUAUCCUCACCCAGAAAACAAUAACCUUUUGUUGUGGGAUUUACCUGGGGUUGGAACUCGAAACUGUCCAAAACGGGAUUAUCUAAAGAAAGUUAACUUCCAAGAUUACGAUUUUAUUAUACUCGUAUCAUCAAGUCGAUUUACUACUUUAGAUACAUGGUUGGCGACGCAGAUACAAAGUCGAUUUCGUGAUGCUAAUCUCAUAUUCAUUCGAACAAAAAUUGAUAGCGAUUUAGAAAGCAAACGUAAAGGAAAGCGUAAAGAUAUGACCGAACAGGACAGACAAAGUUUAUUAACAAAAAUCAAGAAAAACUGUGAAGAAAGUUUGAAGGAAGAAGGAAUAGCAAAUCCGCGCAUUUUUUUGGUAAAUAACCAUGAUACGAGCGCAUAUGAAUUUUACGAACUUGCGAAUACCCUUUUGCUUAAAAUGAACGCACUGAAGAGAGAUGCUCUAGUUUUCUCCUUAACCAGUUUCACUAAAGAGAUUGUGGCUGCAAAGGUCGAUUUAUUUAAAAGACGACUAAAUAAUGUAGCCAAAUACGCCGCAGUAGCAGCUCUCAUUUCAAAUAAACGCGAUGGUGUGCGUUUAGAGUUAGAUAUUCUUGUAGAAGAAGUUCGUUUGUAUAAACGAUACCUAGGCAUCGAUACACGUUCUCUAGAAAUAGUUGCAGAACGGUUUAACGUUGACAUUAAAGAGGUUUGCCCCGAAUUAUAUUCUAAAGAGGAUGCGAUACUGAGACAGUUUAAUAAACAUUGUUCAAUUCGAGACAUAGUCGCCCCAACUGGUGUACAUGAUCUACCGAUCAUUGGUAAAUGGUUGAAAUCUAAAGAAUAUCAGAGGCAAUUUAUUUUUAUGCUAAAACAAUUAUUAGAAAAGUGCGUGAAACAUAAUGCAACACUUCAGCAAAACAUAGCGAUCUGGUCGAUGAACCGUGAGCAAGAAAACUAGAGAAUCAAAUGAUAAACAAUUGUUGAUCAUUAUAUUUUUCAUUUAUGGUUAACAUUUCCAUUGCACAAUACAUGUACCUAAUUGUUUAUUUUAUCGAACGUUUUUCGUGAAAAAUUCAAUGUAAACCAUUUAACUUAAAGCUUUAAAAAUAGUUUCUUUCAUACUGU